GUGGCCGUUGGACUGGCGGUGGCGCAGGGGGCGUUCACAUGAUCGAGUCCAAGUCCCGCCGUCCAGACGCACAUCCAGCCUCACACCAGCGCUCGGCGGCGCCAGCAGUUCAGCCCCGCAGGACAGCGCCCAAGAUCAUCGUGCACAGACAUGUCUCUAAGCGGGUUUCUGUUCGGGAAUGUCGACGAAAACGGCCGGAUCGACGACGAGCAGCUGGACGACGAGCUCAAGCGCACGCUCGCUGGCAAUGUGUUCUUGGGCGAGCAUCUCGAAGGAGCGCUGGAUCUCCUGGCCCAGGCCUCAACGGCAUCGUCCUCCGAGGGAGCCACUGUGUCGAUCGAAGAGCCUGCAGAUCUCCCCACGGUUCCGAAUAAAGAUGCGAUCGACUACAGCGAGAUCAACGAGAUGGCCGAGGUUGCGCCCGAAGCGCCCCCACUUCCGUCAAGCUUGAGCUCGCUACCGACACAGGCAGCAUUUGUGCGGCCAACGAUGACGGGCUCGUUUCUGACAUCGCGAGACUCGAUGUUCUCCCGCAAGAGCACGGAUGAUUACGACGAAGACGAUAACUAUGAGGUCGAGGACGGUACCGCCAUAUCCUUAGCACGUCCAGGCCAGCGGAAGGAUGGGUCGGGCUUGGCUGGCGACGGGAUCAGCCAGGACGACGGCGGACCACCCUUGCCGUGUGUGCCUGAAACCCCAGAGGAGCGGAUGGCCAAGCUCGCUCGAUACUUUCCUGGAUAUGUUUCCGGAGGGACCUUGCGCUUCUCCGAAUGGUUCGCUUCCAAGAUCCAGAGAGUUCCGCGAGUAGCUCGGGUCACAGUCAAAGAUACCAAAUCUGAGUUCUAUCUUUCGAGCUCCGACGAUCGCAUCGAGUUCUUGAAGAUGAACAUUGCACCCCCCGAGGAGGAAUGCAUCCGGUGGCCUCCUUGCGAGCCGGCAGAUCCUGUUCCGUCACACGAUGCAAAUCCCACCUUGCGUUCAGAGUCGAGUCCGACGAGCAAGCCCCUGGUCUACGAAACUUGGUCUCCAGAUAUGAUGCCGAUUGUCCUCGACAGCUGGGAAGACGAAAUCGUGUGGGACAUUCCGCCGGCGCUCCCAGAGCCAAGCAAGCCCGCCAAACCUCCAUUUUUGUACCGAAAUUCAAACUUGGAGAAUGAUCGCAGCGACUGGGCAGAUGAGAUUAUCUGGGACAUUGACGGCAGCGAAACGGUCCCUGGAUUGGCGGGCACGGCCGACGCUCGGCUGAUCGACGACCCCAUGGUCUUGACAAUGGAGCCCUUAGUCUCCCUGACGACCGCCACCUCCUGGUCAGCAUCGAGGCACCCCCAUUUUGGCAAGAGCGACCAGACAGCCCCCUCAUUCCAUCCAGAGUCGAUACCCACUGGUGAAAUUGCCCCAGCAAAUACUGGAACGAUCCGGCCCUCGAUCGACCGAUUCAACAUCUCGGAUGAUCACUACUAUGAAAUCGACAAAAGCUUGAAGGCAGGGCGCACACGCCAGACAUUCGGACCCGUCACCCUUCAGCAUUCACUGCCAGCGAUUCGCAUCCAGCCGCCGCACUUCAAGCCCUACCUCGCUGUGAAGGAUCUGCGAUCGUUCCAUCGUCCAUCUCUCCGCUUCCCUGUGAACGAAGACAUCCGUUUCUCACGAGUCAAAAGCUCCAAGAAGAAAAAAUUCAAGGGAAAAGACAUGAGCGAACUCUUGAAGAGCACCAAAGAUAUAACGCUCAAGGAUACCUCCAAGUUUAUCCUGUUCGAGUACUGCGAGGAAUAUCCGCCAAUUAUCAGCAACACGGGCAUGGCGACCUUGAUCUACGAUUACUACCGCAAGCUCGACGACAAGGACGCGUUUGUGCCUAAUCUGGAAGUGGGUGAACCAUACUGUCUCGAGCAGGUGGAUGCAUCGCCAUUUCAUGGAUUCGGCGACGUCGUCCCUGGCCAGAUUUUGCAGGCAAUCAGCAACAAUAUGGUCCGCGGGCCAUGCUUUAAGCAAGUCCUGGCCGAGACGGAUUAUUUGGUUAUCCGGCAGAGAUACAAGGGGCAGACCAAAUACUACAUCCGCGAUAUCCCCAUGAUCUUUACGAUCGGGCAGUUAUUCCCCCUGAUCGAUGUGCCACGGCCGCAGUCGCGCAAAAUUACGGCAACCAUCAAGGGACGCCUGCAAGUUGCUGCCUACCGCCUGAUGCGAAAAGAUCCGGCUCGACGGCUCAACUUUGAAAAGCUCAUGAAGGCGUUCCCGGGCCACUCGGAAGUGCAGAUACGACAGCGUCUCAAGGAGUUUGCACAGUUCCAGCGCAAGGGAGAGAACACGGGUUGGUGGAAACUGAAGGCCAUUCCAAAUGGGCCGCCCCCGGUUCUGCCGACAGAAGAAGAAAUGCGCAAGAUGCUCACCCCGGAAAUGGUGUGCCUAUACGAAAGCAUGCUGGCCGGCGAACAACGGCUCCGGGACGCUGGCUACGAUACGCAUGACAUCAUAACCACUUUCGCAGAGGAGGAGAAGGAGUAUAAUGAAGAGGAUAUCGAGAUUCGUUUGGCGCCGUGGACUAUUACCAGAAAUUUUGUGAUGGCUACACAGGGCAAGGGCAUGCUCAAGAUCUAUGGCCCGGGCGACCCAACUGGGCGUGAAGAGGGAUUCAGCUUUAUAAGAGCAUCGAUGAAGGAAAUGUUCUUUCGGUCAUCUGAUACGCCUGAGGAACGAGCCGCCAUCCUGGAGCUCUCCAAGGCCAAAAACUACCACAAGUUCUCGAUAUCGGAGCAACAAGAGGUCUACAAAGAAGAAAUCAAUCGUAUCUGGAAUGCCCAACUCAAGGCGUUGAGUUCAACACUCCCGAUAGAGGACGACGAUGAAGAGAUAUCGAAAAUGAAAGUGCAGCAGAAGCAACGUGAGAUGGACGAAGAGAAGGAACGCAAGCUCUACUUUGGCUCUGGCGCUGUUGCUGCGUCGCCGGCUCCGCACUCCCCGCCACCCCUGCUGCAUUACGGAACCGGAUAUGGAUACAACGAAGGCAAGGCCUAUUCGGUGGCAGAGAGCAUGACUUCAAAAACGAGUCGCCCUGUGACCAACAAGGACCACGCUCAAAACAAGCUCCUGAUCAUCAAGCGUCUAAUACGAGAAAAUGGCGAGCUCGUGUGGAAGUCCGAGGUGAUCAGCGACCCGGCGGUGAAGAAGGCAUAUUUGCGGCAGCGGGACCUUAUUGAAAGUCAAAUGGCGCAAGGCGGCGAUGCUGUCGCAAACAACAGGCCUGAAGAUGUGCGAAAGAAGCGAAAGCAACUAUUGCAAGAUCUUGUAAAGAAAAUGAAACAUGACCACGGCAAGGAGGUCAAGGAGGUCAAGGACGCCAAAGAAGCCAAGGGCAAGCGGAGACUCGCAACGGCGGAUGCGAACAAGGAAGCCGCGAACAGCGGCAAUCCGUCGCCUGCCACCUUGAAGGUCUCGGCCAGCUCGGGAGCCGGUAGUAAGAAGCGGAAGAAGGAGCCUCAGCUUGCAGAGCCGGCAGUCCCGCCACUGAUAUCGGCGCAAUCAAAGCCCCGACGGCGGGGGAGCCCAAUCGUCGAUCUGGCCGCCAUCAUGGAGGCAGCGAUUGCGGAGUUGAUCGGCAUCGAUACGUACUAUAUCUUUUGCGUCCCGGUGCCCGUCAGCGCGGCGCCAGACUACUAUGAUGUCAUUCGGAAUCCCAAGACGCUGGAGCAAAUUCGUGAAGACAUCCGUGCAUUUAGGUACAAGACAGUCAACGAAUGUAUCGAGCAGCUCAAGAUUGUGGUCGAAAAUUGUCGCAUGUACAACGGCCUUGGACAUCCAUACAGUCUCGUGGCCGAGGAAAUGUUUGCACGAGCCAUCUAUGCAUUCAGCCAGAAAUCCGAAGAAAUUUCAAAGCUCGAAGCUGAGAUUGUCGAGUUCGAGAGCAAAUCCGUUGCGGCUGAGCUAACCGAGAGCUUGUCGAAGCCUCUCGGACAUGCAGCAGAAGAAAUAUGCAGCUCUUCCGAGAGAAAGCAUGACGCCCCGGAUUCGACAAGCCAAUCAUUAUCCUGAUUACUGAUGCUCAUGCAUGGAAGCGAGUCGAUGAGCCACCGUCGUCUGUUCGCGGCAAGCUCCUCUUGGAAAGGAUCAUCCUGAAUACAUGGGGCUGGUCUCAAUGAACGAUGAUUGGGCGGUGUUCUGGGUCGUGCUGAUGGCGCUUUCUUUCCAAAGGCUUUUCGCACCCGUGGUGAUCUCGAGGUGUGUGAAUGGAUGGAUGGAUGAAGAUAGCCCUUGGUGCUUAUGAAUGGGAACGUGGACUUGACGAUCGCUGGCGCUCAAAACAAGACGGUUCCGCUUCGCUUCGUGGCUGCUGGGCAUUGAUCAUUUCUAACUCCUCAC
Molecule: messenger RNA, 4356 nt
Organism: Polychytrium aggregatum
Lineage: Eukaryota; Fungi; Chytridiomycota; Chytridiomycetes; Polychytriales
Exons: 20
Coding region: 151-4029 (1292 amino acids)
Biological process (GO): transcription by RNA polymerase II; RNA polymerase II preinitiation complex assembly
Cellular component (GO): transcription factor TFIID complex
Molecular function (GO): RNA polymerase II general transcription initiation factor activity; histone acetyltransferase activity; TBP-class protein binding
Source: RefSeq, a predicted model, not a curated record